This is a messenger RNA of Amblyraja radiata (thorny skate), 1346 nucleotides long. RefSeq names its product purine nucleoside phosphorylase-like. The record is from RefSeq and is a predicted model, not a curated record. NCBI's taxonomy places the organism in Eukaryota, Metazoa, Chordata, Chondrichthyes, Rajiformes, Rajidae. Gene Ontology annotation, cellular component: cytoplasm. Gene Ontology annotation, molecular function: purine-nucleoside phosphorylase activity. Gene Ontology annotation, biological process: nucleoside metabolic process. The transcript is spliced from 6 exons. Bases 271 to 1167 code for a protein of 298 amino acids.
CUGUCUUGCAAGGGAAAAAAAUUGACUGAAUGUAACCAUUCAUCUCUCCACCCAAAAAUUAACAAAUUAUAUCCUUACAUCAGCUUGCUCGAGCCAAUCAUGGUGCCAAACCCGAAUGCCAAUUGGAACUCAAGCCUCCUUUUAAAUAUAAAUUGAAACCAUGGAUGACGUUUGAGUGAGCAUUUACACAGUGAACAUUGUACUCUGUUAAUGAAUUGACCAAGAGAAGCACUCCGUCAAAGAACUGAAUGAGACUACUUGGGAUUUGAGAUGAUGCAUUCUGCGGAUAUAAUUUGUUACGAGACAUAUCUGGAGACAACAGAAUGGUUGUUGUCAAGGACCAAACAUCGACCAAAGGUUGCAAUAAUCUGUGGCUCGGGAUUAGGAGCUCUUGCUGAGACACUCACCGAUCAGGAGACCUUCAAGUACACAGAUAUUCCCAACUUCCCGAAAAGCACAGUGCAAGGACAUGCUGGUCAACUAGUCUUUGGAGAACUGAAGGGGAAGACAUGCGUAUGUAUGCAGGGACGUUUCCACAUGUUCGAAGGUUACACGCUCACAAAGGUAACUUUCCCAGUCCGGGUUUUCCGACUGCUGGGGGUUAAAGUCCUGAUUGUGACUAAUGCGGCCGGAUCCAUUGCGGAUGAUUACAACACGGGGGACAUUAUGAUCAUCAAGGAUCACGUUAAUCUGCCAGGGAUGGCAGGGCAGCAUCCUCUCCGGGGACCCAAUGAUGAAAAGUUUGGUUGCCGCUUCCCCUGCAUGUCUGAUGUAUAUGACAGGGCACUGGGCAAGUUGGCUCUGGAUAUAAGCACUGAGCUGGACUGCGCUAAUUUAGUGCAUCACGGGGUAUACGCCAUGGUUGGCGGCCCCAGCUUCGAGACAAUAGCUGAAGCACGUUUUCUUCACAAGCUCGGAGUCGAUGUUGUGGGAAUGAGCACUGUUCCUGAAGUCACUGUGGCAAGACACUGCGGCCUGCGAGUGUUUGGCCUCUCGCUGAUCACCAACAAAGUGACGAAAGAGUAUAACAGCACUGAAGCAGUGGACCACAACGCUGUUCUGAGUAUCGGCAAAAUGAGGGCUGAAAUGGUGCAACGCCUGAUAAUGGAGCUUGUGGGUCGCAUGGAGGUGACAUCCAUGGGUGUGCAAGACAUCCCAGGAGAAUAAAUAUAGUAAAACUCCGAUGCUACUCCAUCAGGCUUUUGAGAAAUCCUGGGUCUCACAAAGCCUGCUGAAUCACCCAGUUGCCAACCAAUUUAACUCCCCUUCUCCCACAUUGCUUAUUUCCUCUUUUUUUUCUCUUUUCCCUGAACACCUUCGCUCAAUUUGUCAGGGCCUACGCGAUC